UCCGGCUUACACCAACUGAUCGUCAAGUGUUUGGGUUAGUAAAUGCUGACAGUCUUUAUGUUCAUCCAGCCUGAGUGACAGUAUAACACCAAGCAUAUAGCUCAUCUCUGGACAACAUUUUGAGAUGUUUAGGAGAACAAUGCAGAAGUUUGCUUGGUAACAAUUGAUAUUCUACAGUGAUGAAGACUCGAGUCAUUUUAUUAUCAUGUAAAUCUCGACAAACAACAUUGGUAUUGUAAUCAAACAUUUCUGAGAUUAGCGUCAGCAAAACAAUAGAGUAACGUUUGUGCUCAAGUACCUUAAAUUAUAUUGAUUGAGUCUUCUUUCGAUUAAACAAACCUUAAUUAUUGUCCGUCAGUCUUGCUUCAGUACUCAACAAAGUACGCAGGCUUCGAGCGAGACAUUUGUGUUAUCGAGAGUUUGGAGGACAAGCCAUGGGGAAGAAAGAGCUAGAAAAAACAAUAACAAUUUUAAAGGAGGAGCUGAACAGACUCCACCAAGAUCUUCUUCAAGUAAGAAGUGAACUGAAACUAGAAAAGACAAAAAGCAURGACCUAAGUCUUGCGUUUAGUAAUGCAGAACGAGAUAUUUUCUUGUUGCAAGAGCAAUACGACAAUGAAAUCAAGGAAAUUAGCUCCAAGUUGUUAUCGUUAGAGAGCAGUUUUCUAAAGGAGCAGAAGCAAAUUCAAGAAAUCUUGGAAUCCAAAGACCGAGUAAUAGAUGAUUUAGAAGAACAGCUCAAUGCUCGCGAUAGUGUUCUAGAGCAACAAAACCAUGAAUUUAAUGAAAUGAAGCAUCAGUUUGAAAAGGAACUGAAAGCCAGAGACAAACGUAUAGCAUCGCAAUGGAGAGAGCUAGAAAGUUUUAAAAACGCAAAUACCAAAUUUAUAGGAGCAUUAUCGCAACUGAGGUCUUCUUCAAUUAUGACUCGAAGUGCUUCGAGCAUUUCAGGCUGUAAUACUCAAGUCGGCACUGGUACUCAAAGAAGAGCCCUAUCACCUAACACAGCUAGAAGGAAAUUCCGCGAAAGUUCCGAGUGGAAGGAAGAACUGUCAGCAUUCUUUUAGGAAGAGGAYUAAAUUAGUAGGUGUAUAUUAAUGAGAAUAUCGAUGUAGCUCUUAUGUGAGAAAGGUGAAAAAGUUGUUAUCAGUUAAGACCAUUUAGAUCUGCUGAAAUAAAUUUAAGAAUGAAUAUUUUAAUAUAUGAUUAAAAACUGUUGGAAUUUCUAGAAUUUUGGUAAAAAAAUGCGUUCACCGUGUGAAGUUCAUAUUGAUAGUAAUAAAAGCAAAUUUUGAA
Exaiptasia diaphana is the source of this 1296-nucleotide messenger RNA. RefSeq names its product putative leucine-rich repeat-containing protein DDB_G0290503. The record is from RefSeq and is a predicted model, not a curated record. NCBI's taxonomy places the organism in Eukaryota, Metazoa, Cnidaria, Anthozoa, Actiniaria, Aiptasiidae. Bases 435 to 1067 code for a protein of 210 amino acids. The transcript has 2 exons.